Molecule: messenger RNA, 3947 nt
Organism: Choloepus didactylus (southern two-toed sloth)
Lineage: Eukaryota; Metazoa; Chordata; Mammalia; Pilosa; Megalonychidae
Gene: ORC1
Product: origin recognition complex subunit 1
Exons: 19
Coding region: 671-3235 (854 amino acids)
Biological process (GO): mitotic DNA replication checkpoint signaling; DNA replication initiation
Cellular component (GO): nuclear origin of replication recognition complex
Molecular function (GO): chromatin binding; ATP binding; ATP hydrolysis activity
Source: RefSeq, a predicted model, not a curated record
UCCUUUUCUCCACCUUCUUUCCGUUCCUAGCGAGGCUUCUGCUUUCGCUCCGGCAUUGACUCGUGCGCGAAGUUUGGGUGCGAGCCUCCUGGCCGUAAUAGGAGGGGUCCAGCUGGGGCAAGUUAAGAGUUGCUGCAGCCCCUCGAGCCCCUGAGGCGCAGGCGACGGUAAGCUGAGGCAUUGCGACCAGCCGAGGAAGCUACGGACGCGGGUGAGUCUGGCGUCCGGCGGGCUGAAGGGGGACCUGAGCCGCUGGACAGAAGGAUGUUGUUCUUUAUAGACUCAUUCAUUCAUUCAUUGAGCAAACGUUUAUCAAGUGCCUGUUAAGUGCGAAGCACUGUUCUAAGCCCAGGAGGAGCGUUCUUUUCGCCACUUGGAUUCCUAAAAUGCUUCCCGCGCCGCCAGGAACUGCGAGUUGGCAAUAAGGAAGCAGGAAGUCAAAAGCAGAUGAGUGCUCAUUCUUGCCCUCAGCGCCUUGAGACCCUCGCAGCAUAUUUUGCCUAUCAUUUUCAUUGUGGAAAGGUGAAAAGUUCCAGAUUUACUUCUGACAGUUCUGUGUAAGAUUAUACAUCAAAAGGAACAUAUAUUGAAGCUAUUCACAAUACUCAUAUCCAGGAUUUGUCAGCUACAAAGAACAAUACCUUCCAACUGCCACAGCAGUACAGGAAUCAUGACAUCCUACCCCACCAGGCAAAAGACCAGACUGACUUAUUCAUGGGUUGGCAGGCCAUUGCUGGAUCGAAAACUGCACUACCAAACCUACGAAGAAAUGUGUGUGAAAAUAGAAGGUUGUUCAACUGAGAUUCACAUCCAAGUUGGACAGUUCGUGUUGAUUGAAGGGGAUGAUGAUAAAAAUCCAUAUGUGGCUAAAUUGGUUGAAUUAUUUGAAGAUGAGUCUCAACUGAAUUCCAAGAAACGUGCUCGAGUACAGUGGUUUGUCCGAUUCUGUGAAGUCCCUGUGGGUAAACAGCAUCUGUUGGGCCGGAAACCUGCUGCGCAGGAGAUAUUCUGGUAUGAUUACCCUGCCUGUGACAACAACAUUAAUGCUGAGGCCAUCAUUGGCCCUGUGCAGGUAGUAGCUUUAGGCCCAGAUGAGGUGAUACCUGGGAAUCUGAAAAAGGAGAAGACAUUCUUUGUGAAACUAUCCUGGAAUGAAAAGAAGUUCAGACCACUGUCCCCAGAACUAUUUGCGGAGUUGGCUAAGCUACGAGAAGGCAGCCCCAGGUGCCAGAAGCCCAUGGGAGACGGGAUUAAGGGCACAGAAAGCCCUUCUCAGACCACAGCAGAGCAUGUAGUCAAAAGGAUUGAAUCAAGGCACUCCAUCUCCAAAUCUCGUCAAACUUCUACUCGUCCUGUUACCCCAAGAGCAAGGAAGAGGCUGGAGCUCAGCAGUUUCCCCAGGACACCAAACACUAGGAUUUCCCAGCAGACUUCCUGCUCCUCUGUGGAUUCUCCAGAAAGAACUAAACGAAAAAUGGCCUUCCCUGAGAUCUCCUCCCCUUCUAAAAGGUCUCAACGUGAUGGGCUUCAGACCCCGUCUCUGAAAACCCAAGAGAAAACUGAAGAGAUUCAACUCUCUUGUACCAAAGAUGACAAGAAGGCUUCACGUGAAAGUCACAUGAACCUGAGAACCCGAGUCCCAUCUUUGAACACCACAGAUAUCAAUGAAAACAGAAAACUUACCCCCAUCAGGAGGGGACAGAAAUCCUCAGUGGUGCCUUCUGUGGUCCUGAUACCAGAAAACAUCAAAAAGAGGAAGUCAGAAGCACCAGGAGCUCAGAAUGAAGCUACAACUACUCCCCAUCGUAUCCGCAGGAAGAGUUCUCUCUUGACUUUGAAUCGGAUUGAACAGCAGCUUCGGUUUUUAGGUAAUAUUAAAAGUGACAAAGAAGAUAAAGAGUUUCUGCCAGAAGCAGACAUUUCAGACUCAAGCAGUGAGGAAGAAGAGGAUUCCACACCACCCAUUCCAAGGAGAACACCCAGCAGUGUGUCCAGGAACCUACAGACCCCUUCCAAGACAACAAAGAAAACUCCCAAGCCUCGAACCCCACGCCAUGCCACUCCCCAGAUCCGCAGCCGAAACUUGGCUGCCCAGGAGCCUGCCAGUGUGCUGGAGGAGGCCCGGCUAAGGCUGCAUGUUUCUGCUGUACCUGAGUCUCUUCCCUGUCGGGAACAGGAAUUCCAAGACAUCUACAACUUUGUGGAAAGCAAACUCCUUGACUAUACUGGAGGGUGCAUGUACAUCUCUGGGGUCCCUGGGACAGGGAAGACAGCCACUGUGCACGAGGUGAUACACUGCCUGCAGCAAGCAGCCCAAGCAAAUGAUGUGCCUCCCUUUCAAUACAUUGAGGUCAAUGGCAUGAUGCUGACGGAGCCCCAUCAAGCCUACGUACAAAUCUUGCAGAAGCUGACAGGCCAAAAGGCAUCAGCUAACCAUGCGGCAGAACUGCUGGCAAAGCGAUUCCGCACCGGAAGGUCCUCUCAGGAAACCACCGUGCUGCUUGUGGAUGAGCUUGACCUCCUGUGGACUCAGAAACAAGAUGUAAUGUACAACCUCUUUGACUGGCCCACUCACAAGGAGGCCCGGCUUGUAGUCCUGACCAUUGCCAACACGAUGGACCUCCCAGAACGGAUUAUGAUGAACCGGGUAUCAAGCCGACUGGGUCUCACCAGGAUGUCUUUCCAGCCCUAUACUCACAGUCAACUGCAGCAGAUCCUAGUGUCCCGGCUCAAACAUUUAAAGGCCUUUGAGGAUGAUGCCAUCCAGUUGGUAGCCAGGAAGGUAGCAGCCCUCUCUGGAGAUGCACGACGGUGCCUGGACAUUUGCAGGCGAGCCACUGAGAUCUGCGAGUUCUCCCGCCAGAAGUCUGAUUCCCCUGGCCUGGUCACUAUAGCUCACUUAAUGGAAGCUGUGGAUGAGAUGUUUUCAUCGUCAUACAUCACCGCCAUCAAAAAUUGCUCCGUUCUGGAACAGGGCUUCCUGAGAGCCAUCCUUGCAGAGUUCCGUCAAUCAGGACUGGAGGAAGCAACAUUUCAACAGGUAUACAGGCAACAUGUGACUCUGUGCAGAAUAGAGGGACUGCCAUAUCCCACCAUGUCAGAGACCAUGGCCGUGUGCUCACGUCUGGGCUCCUGCCGCCUCCUCCUUGUGGAGCCCAGCAGAAAUGACCUUCUCCUUCGUGUGCGGCUCAACGUCAGCCAGGAUGAUGUGCUCUAUGCGCUGAAAGAAGAGUGAGGCGCAUCCACAAGGAAGGACUAUGAUCCGCUUGUUUGUAAAAAAACCAGUUUCCUUUUUCUAAGCACAUAGAUUUGUUAUAGCAAAGUUUACUGAAUGGAAAUGGUUGUGUUAUAUGUUUUGAAUUUACCAUUAAAUAAUUUGUUUUUUUCCAGAAUGUUUGGGAAGUUUAGAGCCAUUACAAAAAUCAGAUUAUAAAACCAAACUGUCCUUCCCACAAUAGACUGUCCCUCUGACUUCUCUUUCUGUUAUUUGCCUUGCCUUUUAUUUAAUGGUAACAUACCAUGUAUAGAAAUAUAUGCACACAAGAUACUUGUAUUUAUAUAAAUAGUUGUACUUAUAUAAAAUAGUUCUGGGAGAACAUAUAAGUAAUUGAUUACAUUGUUGCCUCUGAGAAAGAAAACUGGAUGGCUGUGGUCAGGGGUUGGAAAUAAAGAGUUAUAUGACAUAGAAAAUAUAAGGUACAAAUUAUUCUAAUAGAGAUGUAAUUAAUCUAAAUAAAAAGCAAUUCCAAUUAAAAUCUUGGCAGGGUUUCUUUUAUAACUGCAUGUUAGUUCUAAUGUUUAUAUGGAAACCAACAGUGAAACAAACUGACAUCUCAUGCGUUCACUUGCAAGGCACCUAGAAAAACACAUUAUCCAUGUAAUAAAGCUGCCAAAAAUGUUUAACCUUAAUCUGAUGAGAACAUUAUCAGACAAAUCGAGAUUGAGAC